CCAGUGCAAAGCGAUGUACUCUUAUCAGAUCUCACUGGCAAUGGCAUUGCACCGCCCAUCAACAUCUUCGCCGGACUCAUACGGAAUGUCUCUUCCGUCCUUACACGGUUGGCGGACGCAGACUCGAGGUCGAUUAUCCUAACACCGUCGGAUGGAGUAAUGAGCAGACUGACGUGGAAGGAUCCCGAGACCCUUUCGGACUUCGUGAAAGCGCAUGUAGUAACUGUCUCGCCGCCUUGGCAGGAGGGCAAGACGGCCGUGACUAUGUUGGGCAAUAAGGUAUGGUGGGAGAUCUGGUCUGACGAGAUAGGAUACGGCGUCUUUGUGAGACCCGCUGGCGCAACUUUAGGGAAAACUCUUAGUCGUGUUGCGAAUGGCGAGGUUUGGGAGAUUGGGGGAAUGCUACAC
Molecule: messenger RNA, 408 nt
Organism: Baudoinia panamericana UAMH 10762
Lineage: Eukaryota; Fungi; Ascomycota; Dothideomycetes; Mycosphaerellales; Teratosphaeriaceae
Exons: 1
Source: RefSeq, a predicted model, not a curated record